Molecule: messenger RNA, 174 nt
Organism: Volvox carteri f. nagariensis
Lineage: Eukaryota; Viridiplantae; Chlorophyta; Chlorophyceae; Chlamydomonadales; Volvocaceae
Exons: 1
Source: RefSeq, a predicted model, not a curated record
GGGCCGCCUCUGGAGGGCGACUUGGCGCCGCCUCUGGAGGGCGACUUGGCGCCGCCUCUGGAGGGCGACUUGGCGCCGCCUCUGGAGGGCGACUUGGCGCCCCCUCUGGAGGGCGACUUGGCGCCGCCUCUGGAGGGCGACUUGGCGCCCCCUCUGGAGGGCGACUUGGCGCCG